This is a messenger RNA of Mugil cephalus (flathead mullet), 6925 nucleotides long. It is a transcript of the gene dennd4a, whose product is annotated as DENN/MADD domain containing 4A. The transcript has 30 exons. Gene Ontology annotation, molecular function: protein binding. The record is from RefSeq and is a predicted model, not a curated record. Gene Ontology annotation, biological process: regulation of Rab protein signal transduction. NCBI's taxonomy places the organism in Eukaryota, Metazoa, Chordata, Actinopteri, Mugiliformes, Mugilidae. Gene Ontology annotation, cellular component: cytoplasmic vesicle. The coding region runs from base 249 to 5345 and encodes 1698 amino acids.
CGCUGCUCGGGACUACACCGUCUAUUCCGACCUGACCAGCCCACUGAGAAUUAUUUUUAUUUUAAAAUAACAAAUCAUAAGACAUUUGCCUCGGUACGGGCAAUUAAAAAUAAAUAAAUAAAUAGAAGAAACGCGCAGAGGAAGAAACAUUUAUUCUCUCCGCAGAAACCUGAGGUUUAUUUCGACGUGCACUCAUAUUCGACAGAUCAUCUUUCAGUCGUCGUGAUCCCGCAGAGUGGGAAUGGGAAAUGAUGGAGGAUAAAGGGCCUCGUGUAGCCGACUACUUUGUGGUUGCCGGCCUCACCGACUCAUCCAAGCCCCUUGAGGAGGAUCUGCACUUUGAUGAUGCCGGCCCCAAGUCAGUGAAACCCAAAGCCCCCAUCACCGACGUUGCUGUGGUGAUCCGCUCCCUUGGUGAAGAGGUGCCCCCGGGCUUCACUUGCGUGGAAAGCACCCCCUCUGGCCUCUCCGCCGAGCUCAAUGGAGCCAGCCUCAGAGGCCCACAGAUCUUCUUGUGCUUCAAGCGAGGCAGAGAUAAGCCUCCGCUGACGGAUCUUGGGAUCCUGUAUGAGUGGAAAGAGAAGCUGAAGCCUGGAUGUCACAUCGUCCAGACCACACCCUCAGGUCGCCCUGCCAACAUCAGCAGCUCGUCCUCCCAACGCAUCUACAUCACCUACCGCCGCGCUCCAAAGAGCCAGCCCCACACUUCGCUGGCUGUCACUGAUGUCUGCAUCAUCAUUCCCGGCAAGGGGGAGACGCCCCCUCACACUUUCUGCAAGGUGGACAAGAACCUCAACAGCAGCAUGUGGGGAUCCUCAGUCUACCUUUGUUAUAAGAAGUCUCUGGCUAAAGCCAACGCCAUUGCCUACAAAGCAGGUCUGUUGUGUCGUUAUCCCGAAGAGGACUACGAGUCCUUCCCGCUGCCUGAGUCAGUGCCUAUGUUCUGCCUGCCCAUGGGCGCAAUGAUCGAGUGCUGGCCAGCGCACACCAAACACUCCCUGCCAGUUUUUUCCACAUUUGUACUAACGGGGGCCUCUGGAGAAAAGGUGUAUGGAGCAGCCAUCCAGUUCUAUGAGCCCUACUCAGAGGAGAACCUGUCUGAGCGCCAGCGCUCGCAGCUCGGCCUGCCAAGCUCUGAUCUCGGACCCGAUGGGACGAGAAGUGUUUACAGCAACAAGAGUAUCUGCCUACUCUCCCACUGGCCCUUCUUCCAGUCCUUCAGGAGCUUUCUGACUUUCCUCUACCGAUACUCCAUCUCUGGACCACAUGCACUGCCAAUUGAAAAGCACAUCUCUCACUUCAUGCAAAAUGUGCCGUUUCCCUCCACUCAGAGACCCCGCAUCCUGGUGCAGCUGUCUCCGCAUGACAGCCUGAUCCUGAGCCAACCUGUGUCCUCUCCACUGCCUCUUAGCGGCGGGAGCCUCUCGACGUUACUGCUGAACCUGGGCCCAAAAAAUGCAGCCACCCUGCUCGUUUUGGCUGUCACAGAGCACAAGAUCCUAGUUCAUUCCCUGCGUCCAGCUGUACUCACCAGUGUUACUGAGGCCCUCGUGUCUAUGAUCUUUCCUUUCCAUUGGCCGUGUCCCUACAUCCCUCUGUGCCCACUGGCUUUGGCAGAUGUGCUAAGUGCACCGUGUCCUUUCAUCGUGGGCAUGGAUUCCAGAUACUUUGACCUUUAUGUGCCACCAACUGACAUCAGCUGCGUGGAUCUGGACACCAACACCAUCUCGCACAAGGACGACAAGAAGGCUUUAACGUGGAAAAUCCUGCCCAGGAGAGCCUGCAAACAUCUUCUCAAUACCCUGAAUAAGCUCCAUCAGCAGCUCACAGAAGGUGGACAGUUAAGCCGUGAAGACGUGCAGAUGGACCACACGGUGACUGACAGCGAGCUUGACAGUGGAAAAAGCCUCCACACUCUAGAGCUGGAGAUUCAGGAGGCCUUCCUGCGGUUCAUGGCAGCCAUCCUACGAGGCUACCGCUCUUACCUGCUGCCCAUCACCCAAGCACCGUCCGAGAAGACCACCGAUGCCAGCUCUCUUUUUGACAUCCAAGGUUUUCUGAAGAGCAGGGACCGCUCCCAUCAGAGGUUUUAUUCCCUCAUGACCAAGACGCAAAUGUUCAGCCGUUUCAUAGAGGAGUGCUCCUUUGUCAGCGAUAAAGACGCCAGCCUGGCUUUCUUUGAUGAGUGCGUGGAUAAGUUAUUCACCACUGGGAACAAGAUGGACAGCGAGCGGCCAGAGGACGCCAGACUAAUUGAACUGGAUGAAUCCCACCGCAGUGAGCACACGGUCUACAUCAAUCCGCCAGAACUUCCUCCUCUACCGCAGGGAGAGGAGCAUCCUCUGCGCUAUAGCUACUCUGGGUUCCCCGUCCUGAAUGCUGAGCUUCUGGAGCCGCUGGAGGGGCCAAACCCUUCGUCAGCGAGCAUAGCCUCACGCCACAGCAGCCCGGCCAGCCCCACAGCCAUCUUCAGACGCUCUAAACAGGAGAUCAAAUCAGCCCAGAGGAUGGCCAAAACCUAUUCAUCUAUGCCUCAGAUGUGGUCCAAGUGUUUGCUGCGCCACUGCUACGGCCUCUGGUUUAUCUGCCUGCCAGGAUUUGUGGGCAACUGCCACUCGAAGGUGCGAGCUCUGCGGACAGCUUACGAUGUGCUGAGGAAGAUGCAGGACAAGAAGCUGCAGGCUCCCGAUGAGGUUUGCUACCGAGUGCUGCUGCAGUUGUGUGGACAGUACAGCCAGCCAGUUCUGGCUGUCAGGGUGCUGUUUGAGAUGAAAAAGGCUGGAGUUCAACCCAAUGCUAUCACCUACGGGUACUAUAACAAGGCCGUGUUGGAAAGCACCUGGCCCUCCACCACCAGAGGAGGCUACUUUCUUUGGGGGAAGCUGAGGAACGUGAUCCUGGGCGUGCUCCAGUUCAAGCAAGCAGGGAAGAAACAGCAGACUCUACACAGAGAUCCCCAGCUUUCAGACGGCAGUGAUCUUGACACAGUCAGUCAUGGCAGUUUGGACAGCGCUAAUGACUCAGCUGAGCGCACCUCCAUCGACACUGACUUCACGAAAAUGGACUCCAGCGACGAUGGAUUUAGUACAGGUGGGCAAUCGGACCAAGGGUACGAUUCUUUGUCUAAAGAGGAGGAGAGGUCGUGCGGCAGAGACACUGACGGCGCGGCACUGGCGGAAGACAAAGGGCCGAGGCAGUCCAGCGGUAGCAGUAGACUGGCUUCCAGUCCAUCUAGUGACACUCUUCUGUGUGGAGUUUUGCCAAAGACGGAGAGGCCCAAAUCUCUAGACUUGUCCGGCGGCUCUCUGAGGCUCAACGUCCCUCUCCUCGGCUCAGCCAAGCAGCAUCACCUUGCCUCCGACAGGCUACAUGGAGUAGAGGAGGAGGGCACAGAGGCCGAUAAAAAGAGACCUCGGGCGGAGAGGAGCGUCAGCUGCAGCAGUGCGGUGGAGAGGACAGGUGUUGAGGCGGGAUUUGAUCCCCUGUCUCAGAUGGCCGCCGCAACUUCACAAGGGUGUGACCGGGACAACAGCAGCACGCCCACCGCCCGCCGCGAUCUCGCUGAGGAGAUCGAGUCGUACAUGAAUAACGGGAACAGCCCUCUGAACAGCCGCGCGCCCAGCAUGGACCUGCAGAACCCCUCGAGCCCUUUGUUCCGCCCCGCCUCAUCCCCUAACACGUCACCGCGCCCCUCCGCCCUGCUGCGCUCCAAUACACACCUUCCACUGCUGGUCAAGUCCAAGGAGAGGCUGAGGCCGUCGCCGUCUCUUCCUCUGGGCGUCUGCGCCAAAGACAGGGAGAGGCCUCCCUCUCUGAUUUCGCCGUCGUCGCCCAGCCCCUCCGCCUCAUCGUUCUCUAUGGACUCGCUGUUCACCCCAACCCUGGACAUCUUCAGGAGCAGCGUCAUAUCAGCAGGGAAGGGUGUAGCGGAGAAGGCCAGCAGGCUCUACUCCCGCUUGUCUUCCCAGUCUUCAUUAACACAGGAUCUAAACUGCGACGGCAUGAGUGUGUCCUCGCUGACCUCAGCGGAGGCGGAGUGCUCCUCGCUGCUUGAUAACGACUCCUGUCUGGACCCGGAUGCCUUCACCUCCCCCCAGCAUGGCAGUGUGUCCCGGGUCAGAAGAAGUCCCGUCGGAACUUACGCUCCGAACCUGGGCAGCCCCAACACACCCAACAGAGUGUUCAGACACAACUCCUUCUCUGGUGGUUUGGCAAUUCCCUCCAAGGCUCCUCACACUCCAGAUUCCUCCCCCGACACCAGCCGCUUCCAGCCCAUGCCCAGUUACACCAUAGAGGUUCUGAUGUCCAGCUGUUCGCUUUGUAAGACGUGCGACUGCCUGGUGUACGAUGAGGAAAUAAUGGCAGGCUGGACGGCAAACGACUCAAACCUCAACAGCACUUGUCCGUUCUGCGGCACAGCCUUCCUGCCUUUCCUCAAUGUGGAAAUCAAAGACCUGAGACCGCAGAGCAGGUCUUCAAAGAAAAGUAAUCCUGUUAAAGAGGAGGACACGUCUGCGCCGCUUGGUCCCGAGGCCAAUACGUCUGUGGCAGACUGUGAAGCUCAAUCAUCUGCAGCCCCCCUGCAGAGGCAGGAGAGCAGCUCCAGCGUGGCUCCUCCUCCACCCUCAGCCCCGGCCUCCACCUCCCCGGUGACGGUGCCCUACCUGAGCCCGCUGGUUCUGUGGAAGGAGCUGGAGAGUCUGCUGGUGAACGAGGGUGACCAAGCGCUCUCGUCGCCAAGUGUUGUCGACCAUCACCCCAUCGUCUUCUGGAACCUCGUGUGGUACUUCAAGAGGCUGGAGCUGCCGAGCAACCUGCCGGCUCUCAUCCUGGCCUCACAGCACUGUAGCCAUGGCGACGAGACUCCUCAGGUCGUUUCAUCUGAGGACAGCAAGCAGGUGCUUGUGAGGAUCAUGUGGGACAACCUGAAGUUGCACCAAGACAAAGUUCAACCCUGCUACGUCCUGUGGAACACACACUGUGCCAGCUCCUUGGUUCGGUCUGGGCUGUGUGAAGAAGGCCAGCUCUUCACCGUGGAGCUCCUGCAGGGCUUUGUGAGGAGCAUUAAGAAGAGUGAUGUCUAUCAGCCCAUGAGCCAGAUCAUCCAGCAGCUCGGGCCCGAGUUAGGAUUUAAGAGACAGAGGAGCCUCUACAGAGAUUUAUUGUUCCUUGCACUGGGGGCGUUGGGAAAGAACAACAUAAAUAUCAAUGCUUUCGACCGGGAGUACAAGUUGGCCUAUGACCGCCUCACCCCCAACCAGGUUAAACUGACACACAACUGUGACCGGCCCCCUGGAGCGGGGGUCAUGGAGUGCAGGAAGACUUUCGGAGAGCCCAGCUUGUGAGCGUCUUGUCCUCUUCUGUCUUAGUGUGAUUUCUCCGUCAAUCUGCUGCUGUUUUAUUGGACUGCACUUCAGACUCAGGACCAGCUCACCUGUCUGGAGCCUGGAGCUCUUUUAAGCACAAUGGGAAAUAAUGUAACUGCCACUGAGUUUCUUGUAUGCUGUCGGAGCUGAGGGGCAUGAAGUGACAGGUCUUGAGUUUGCAAACGUUUAGGAGUUUUACUGUAUUUUCAGUAUUGCUAUGGUAAAAUGUUUGUACAGUUACUAUACAGUCUAUUUUAUGCCUUUGUUUCUGUCGAAGCUGUGAAAAAGUUUGUAAGUGUCUGAUCACGUUGUCAAAAGUUCUCAGUGGUCCUGGUGACCUUGUUUAGACUGUUUUUGAGUGUGUGUAUUAUAAAUACUUGCUUUUAGACUUUCAUGUUUUUACAAAGCACUUUGACAAAAUGAGCUCCUGCCAUUCAUUCUCAUUUACGUAACGCUGCAGCUCAGCAGCCCACGCUAAAGUCGCAUUUUAUCUGGAAGCUGCAGGACUGUCUGAUGGAUUCAGUAAACAAACGCAGAUCCAUUCCUCCCCAUGUGCACCCUGAAACCCUGACAGGGCCAUGAUCACAUACCCGAAUACACUAACAUCUAAAGAUUACUGUUUCUGACACAAGACGGGAACACUCAGUUUCUGUAUAUGCACAAUGUUUAUUUGUUAAUCCUUUUUUUUGUACAGUGUACCAAAAGAGCCCAAAAGGGAAUAGUUUUAUUUACAGUUUUUUAAGCAAUACCUUUUUUAAAGUGAGGAUUGAAUAAGUUAUGUGUUGUAUGCGACCGUAAAGGUUCAUAAAAACAGUACAAUCAAACUAAUACCAGACAAAUAAGUAAAAAUAAAUGUUUUCUGUUGGUGUAAUCAACUAUUUUUUUUUUCUUUUUUGAUAAAUAAAUUUACUGACACUAAAAUGGAGUUAUAGACACGUAUAGAGUUUUUGGCUCUAGUAUUUUGUAUGUUUCAUUUUUGACUUCACCGUGUGCUGUAGAUGUCGGUUUUAGAUAAUUGGACAACAGUGCGCUGUUUAAUGUGACAUACCGUGCAGAAAAGGACAAUUUAAUCUCUUAACAUAACCUAUUGUCUCUUUAAACAGACGGCAGUUGUUUGCACGGAGCGUAUUAAAAGAUAUAAACAUGUGUUUAGAUUGAACAGCUCUGACCUGCCCUGACUUAAAAUCAAUUUGUUGUAACAUUGUUGACUAUUAAGUGACUAAAACCUGCCUAGAGCUGCGGCUCCGCGGCUUAUUACUGGACUUGUGCUGCCACAGUGCUGUAAGGGGUACGGCUGUGUGCUUGGAGUAAACACAGCAUGUAAAUCUGCAUUUUAACCACCGAGUGACUAUAAAAACACUGAUGACCAAAACGUAAUUGUAUGUCUACAUGUUGUUUACACCAUUUGUCAAUUUGAGCAAUUUUUCCAAAGUGUUAUUUAUCAUUUGUAACACAGAAAGUAAUUUGUAUGAUUUUUACAUAAAAGAAAGAAAUCGAUUUUCUUCCCUGGCUGGAUCUAGUUUGCCUUCAUUUACGAAUAAACACGUUUAUUCUAUGGA